ACGUCUUGAAGAUGAUGCAGAUAGACAUACCUAACUUGCAAGACUACGACAUCUCGCCCGACCAUGGGUUCCUGCCACCAGAGUCAUCUCUAGAGACUAAUUUGGACCCAUACUACGCCAAGUGGGAUCACAUCGCCCGAAAUCUACAGGGCUUGCAACUAUGCAACCGACUACGCCCUGUUGUAAAUGAGCUACCCGUCCUGUCUUGCAAUCGACUGAAUACUCUCUCAGAGCUGAGGAGAGCUUACUCCACGCUUGCUUUUAUCUGCCAUGCAUACAUAUGGGGCGGCAANCGAGCUAGCAAAGAUCUACCUCCGGUCGCGACCUACGCUGCGGUAGUCCUCUGGAAUUUCACGCCGGUCUUCCCACUUGAGGAUUAUGCUUCUCUCGGAAAUCUCACCACAUUGUUGACUUUCACUGGUUCAAUGGAUGAAAGCUGGUUCUAUCUUGUAUCUGUGGCUGUGGAAGGCCGUGGGGGCCCUCUAAUAUCUUUGAUGCUAGAGAGUAUCCGAGCCGUCAGUGAGAAUAAUUGUCAGCGAGUGGUGGAGACUCUCCAAAACGUCGCGCAAGGCCUGAAAGAUAUUUCGUGCUUGAUGGACCGAAUCUAUGAAAAAUGUGAUCCGCACAUUUUCUUCCAUCAUGUAAGGCCGUUUCUUGUGGGGAGCAAGAACAUAGGCGAAGCCGGUCUUCCCAAAGGAGUAAUUUUCGACGAUGGUACAGGAAAAUCACAGCCUGUCCAAUUUGCUGGAGGUUCGAAUGCUCAAUCUAGUCUGAUCCAGCUCUUCGACAUCGUGCUUGGGGUCGAUCAUCAAUAUUCCGAUGUUCCAGAUUCUCGGCAUUGUCCUCAGGUUCACCCUACAGACGGAAACCCACAGAAGUUACGUGCCGACCGAAAGUCAGGGACGGCUACCACAACAGCCUUCAUACUGGACAUGCGCAGCUACAUGCCUCGACCUCAUCGACUCUUUCUGCUACAUGUUGCCCGGAUCACUAACAUACGACAGUUCGUGCAGAGUCUCCCUGAUGAAGUAGAUCUUACGGAGUCAUAUAACUCUUGCCUGCACGAACUGGUCCACCUUCGGAACACCCACCUCAAGAUGGUGUCUCGAUACAUUGUCAUCCCGAAGCAGCAAGGUAGGGUGCAAAAGUAUCAAGCUAUUGGGACCUCGCCCUAUUGCACUGAACCUGUCAAAUCAGAUUCGACCAGCUUAUCCGGAGACCUUAUCGCCUCGGACGAGUUGUCACACCGUGGCACAGGUGGUACAGAAUUGGUGCCAUUCUUGAAAAGAGUGCGAGAUACAACGGCCAAAACUGCGAUCAAUACU
Molecule: messenger RNA, 1325 nt
Organism: Aureobasidium vineae
Lineage: Eukaryota; Fungi; Ascomycota; Dothideomycetes; Dothideales; Saccotheciaceae
Source: the annotation of a GenBank genome assembly